AGACACUGCUGCACAGCUCAACAGCUGAUAUAUGACAAUAUACGCAGUAGUAGCUCGAGUAGUUGCAGUAGUCGCAAUACGUGCGCUUCAUGUUGUUGUCAAAUCCAAGUUGUAGGCGGAAAAAGCAGAUUAGAUAUUUCUUUGUCAGCCAGAGAGAUAUUUUUUAAUCGCAAUUCCAACUAAUCUGCCAUACUUUUUGUCAUUAUUAAGCACAGAGGUUACUGUCGCGCGACGAAGAUGCCUAAUCUAACCAAUUUAUCCCAUUUUCCUUUAAAGAUCAUAUUUGCAAUUCACUUGAUGCUGGUAACAUGGGGUAUGCAGGGAAAUUGGUGUCCAAAAUCUGUAUUGUUCUAUAAUUUGCUAUUCUUUGUUUGUAUAUUUUGGGCUGUUCAUAGCGUCGAAUCAGACGAACCACUGCAAUUUGCAUUUUUCAUAAAUGUACUCUCUAUAUUUCUCGAUGUGAUUACGUUAGCAGUCUACUAUCCAUCAGAAUACAACCAUGCGUCUGAUAAGUUUAGCGCAGCCCUUAUGAUCAUAAAUUUGAUCGUUCGUCCUGUCUCGAGUAUAUACCUGCUUCGAAUGGGCCAGGGGAGAGGUGGCAACUUAGCCACAGUAUUUGCACCAAGUCCUGCCAUGGGUCAGUAAAUCACUGGCUACGUGUCUACGCUUUUGUAGUGCUUCGACGAGAUCUGAUUUUAAGUAUGUGCACGUACGCUUUACUGCAAACUAUAGUUACUCUGUGCAUUAUUAAUAAUCAACGACUUU
Temnothorax curvispinosus is the source of this 765-nucleotide messenger RNA. Its product is annotated as type-1 angiotensin II receptor-associated protein. Gene Ontology annotation, biological process: angiotensin-activated signaling pathway. The record is from RefSeq and is a predicted model, not a curated record. Gene Ontology annotation, cellular component: plasma membrane. The coding region runs from base 238 to 645 and encodes 135 amino acids. Lineage: Eukaryota; Metazoa; Arthropoda; Insecta; Hymenoptera; Formicidae. The transcript is spliced from 5 exons.